GAGAAAGGCGGUUUUGUAGAAAGAGAAAGUGUUCAUAGUACCUACCAUAUAUGGAGAGAGGAGACACAACUUUCCUUAUGUAGAAGACGACUGACUCUUAGCUCAAUUGGGAAACCACACACACACACGGAGAUAUAUAUAGAGAGAGAAAGGAGACGACUGAUUGAUUGUUUUGGUCAAGUCUCGGUUUAAAUUUGUCGGCUCUCAAAGUAAGUAAAUUGGUUUGUGAAAUAAUUAAUUAGGGAUCAUGGGGAGGGGUAAGAUUGUGAUUAGAAGGAUUGACAACUCAACAAGCAGACAAGUUACCUUCUCAAAGAGGAGGAGUGGACUGCUGAAGAAGGCUAAGGAGCUUGCCAUCUUGUGUGAUGCCGAGGUCGGUGUAAUCAUCUUUUCUAGCACCGGCAAACUUCAUGAGUUUUCAAACACCAGCAUGAAGUCCGUGAUUGGACGAUACCACAAAGCAAAAGAGGAACAACAGCAGCAGAUAACAAGCCCAACUUCAGAGGUCAAGUUCUGGCAGAGGGAGGCUGCAAUGUUAAAGCAACAACUGCAGAGUCUGCAAGAGAAUCAUAGACAAAUGAUGGGUGAAGAGCUUUCUGGUUUAAGUGUCCAAGAUCUACAGGUCAUGGAGAACCAACUUGAAAUGAGUCUGCGAAAUAUCCGCACAAAAAAGGACCAACUUCUUUUUGAGGAAAUCGAAGAACUAAAGAGAAAGGGGAAUAUCAUCCACCAUGAAAAUGUGGAACUGUGUAAGAAGGUAAACCAUAUUCGCGAAGAAAACACAGAACUUUAUAAACAGGUUUAUGGAAUAAGGGAAACAGAUUCAACAAACAGGAAUGUCUUCUUAACAAAUGCUCUAAGUAUAAGAGAUGAUCCACAUGCCACCAUCCAUCUUCAGCUAUCACAGCCAGACCAACACAAAGCACCUGAAGCAUCACUACAGUCCACAAGUUUGGGAUUACAACUGCAUUAAAGAGAAGAUGGGGAAUCCUUAUCAACAAAAAGCACAUAUAGUUUAAAAGUAUCUCUUAUUAGUCAACGAUUUCCAGAUCAAUGAUAAUUUAGAAUGAAAUCUGUUGAUGAAAUCAAACUGGGACAUGGGGGUGAUAUAAAAUACAGGUGACCUUAAAAGGUUAAUGAAGCUAAUAAAUUGAAGGUCAUAUAACUGCUUGAGACAGGAUUUACAUUUUAUUUCAUGGAUAUUGUCAUUUAAGAUUGAGUAUUGAGGUAAAAAGACUGACAUUGAAAGUAAUAUGUGUACUUGAUUUGUUAAAGUCUAUAGAACGAAAUGUAUAUAUUUAACUGUUUGAACAUAUGCCACACCA
This is a messenger RNA of Helianthus annuus (common sunflower), 1325 nucleotides long. RefSeq names its product MADS-box transcription factor 23. Gene Ontology annotation, biological process: positive regulation of transcription by RNA polymerase II. NCBI's taxonomy places the organism in Eukaryota, Viridiplantae, Streptophyta, Magnoliopsida, Asterales, Asteraceae. Gene Ontology annotation, cellular component: nucleus. The record is from RefSeq and is a predicted model, not a curated record. The transcript has 9 exons. Bases 248 to 973 code for a protein of 241 amino acids. Gene Ontology annotation, molecular function: RNA polymerase II cis-regulatory region sequence-specific DNA binding; protein dimerization activity; DNA-binding transcription factor activity, RNA polymerase II-specific.